UUCGAUUACACCUAUGUUUCUGUUGGCAACUCACCUCAGCUCCUCGCUCACCUCUGAUAGUUAGCAGAGCCUAGACUGCUGGUGACGCUCCGACGCACAGCGGGCUCGAAUAGGCAUGGCCAAGGCCGCUUAUCUUUAUUCUCGAGUCGGGCGGCAGGGAGUGCGGUGCGGAACUACUAUCGCGUGGUUCCGCGGGGAAGUGCUGUCAGAGACGAUAUUAAGCGACGUAGGCUGACCGAUUCGCCGAGAGACGGCGGCGCUAAGUAGCGGUGCGGUAGCGUGAGUGAGGAAAAAAAGGCUGCGAGUGACGUCGAAUGGUGGAAAUUGUUGUAUAACGAGUGGGAGUUCGUGGGCCUCCAGACGUGUAACUGAGUCCGUCUUUGGCGGGGAAAAGUGGCGUAAUCCGACGGCUAGAUAUCCGAGACGUUCAACGAAACAGUUCAACUUCACUUCUAUUCGCGUGGGUGUUAGAUAUCUGUCAUUCUGUCCGGCUCAUUCAGCAGCGUAAGGGCCGUUCGUUCGUUAGUGGUGUCCUCUUGCCGAUUCCUGCCGAGGAUCUCAAUUCUACAAGUUCCUUCCAAUCUUUAGGAGCGGUUGAGUCGACAGGCUAGUACCAGAAUCGUUGCCGCGAAAGUCUUCGAUGAAUUAUGAUGACCCGGAGAUGGCUGGGAUGACGACCAGCAGACUCCGGAAUUGGGCCAAUCUGGGAUCAUCCCUCGGGAACAUCAGGCCGCUCGAGGGAUUUCCACCCUGGGAGACGGGAUUCCUCGGUGGAACGCACAUGGCUGCGGCUUCCGAAGCAGCGCUGGCGGCGGGUCCAGCAAUUUCGGGCUCUGCAUUAGCAGCGAGUCUUUCGGGAGCAGCGCUUUCGGCCUCUGCUUUAGUAUCGGGUCUUUCCGGCGCUACGUUGACGGCGAGUGCCGCGCCCGUCAUCGUUAACGGCUCGCUGGUAGCAGGUCACGGCAUUCCUGCCGGCCUGGCCGGCAUGUGCGUCGGCAGAUCCGGCGGAAUGACGCAGCUGCUGCCGCCGGCAGCGCCGGCCUUGCCGCCGCAAUCAUUCCCGCUACAGCCGUACCCAUCGCAGCCACGCAUCCCCAGCAGCACCGGAGCGACGCAGCUUUUGGCGGGCUCCGCGGUUGGGGGGGGAGCCGCGGUAGUCGGAGCCGCAACCGCAGCCGCAACCGCAGCAGCGACGGCGGCAGCGGCAGCAGGAGUCGGCGGAGGACGGGCCGCGCCGUCGCACCUCCCGCCGCCGCCACCGCCAGCGGCGCACGCGCUGGCGCCGUUUCUGAGCAAGACGUACGAGCUGGUGGACGAUGCGGCGACGGAUGGCGUGGUGGCGUGGACGGGUAGCGGCGUGAGCUUCGUGGUGUGGCAGCCGGCGGAGUUCGCGCGCGACUUGCUGCCGCUCUACUUCAAGCACAGCAACUUUUCGAGCUUCGUGCGCCAACUCAACACCUACGGCUUCCGGAAAGUGGACCCGGACCGUUGGGAGUUCGCUAAUGAGUGCUUCGUUAAAGGCAAGCCGCACCUGCUGCACUCCAUCCAGCGCCGCAAGGCGUCCAGCAUUCCUAACAACGGAAACAGUAACGGUAAAAUUAACGUUAACAGUUACGUUAACAGUAACAGCACACUCGCCGCCACUUCGGCUGUCUUCAACGGCCCUCUCUCCCGCCCUACCCCAGAUCUACCUCCUCCCACUGCCGCGAUUCUCAACCCUCUCCCUCCGCCUCUUCCCCCCUCCCCCUUUGCCGCGGCCUCCGCUGCCUCUGCUGCUGCUGCUGCUUCUGCGGCCGCUUCCGCCGCCUCUGCCGCCUCUGCUUCUUUCAUUGCAAGGAGGUACCGGCACCAACAGCAGCUGCUGUUUGGUGGUUGGAGCGGGAGUGGGGGUGGGGGCGAAGAGGACAUGGUGGCUGCUGACGUCAGAGGGGGCAUCCUUUCUACAGGUCUUGGCACAAGCAGCUCCAAAAACGCCAGCACCGAUGUCCUGGCAACUCUUGGAGUCAACUUGGUCAAUGGGGCCAUUGGGGAAGUCAAUGGGGUAAACGGCGUGAGGACUAUGAGUGGCAUGUACGGAGCCUAUCCUACCAACGGCAUGGGUCUGAUAAGUGGGCUGGAUGCGAUCGACGCAGCGAGCAGUCAAGCCGUGGGCGGUAUGGCUGGCAUGGCUGGCAUGGCUGGCAUGGCUGGCAUGGCUGGCAUGGCUGGCAUGGCUGGCAUGACUGGGAUGGCUGGCAUGGCUGAUGCCGUGCCUGCUGACAUCACUGGUAUGGCUGCAAUGGCUGCUACAGCUGGCAUGGCUGAUACAGCCGGCAUGGCUGCUACAGCUGGCAUGACUAGCAUAACUGGUGCUGGUAUGACUGGCAGCACAGCUGCUGGAGGAUUCGCUGCUACAGCCGGCAUGACUGCUACAGCUGGCAUGACUGGCAUGACUGGCAUGACUGGCAUGGCUGGCAUGGCUGGCUUGACUGGCAUGGCUGGCAUUGCGGGUAGCAUGACGUCAUACAACCCCGCCAGUCGCAUGGUAGAGGUGGGCGCACUCGGCCUCUCCAAAGAGCCGAGCCAGUUGCAGGGGGACAUGGGAGGAGUGCUGAUGCGAGGAAACCAGCAGCGCGACCAGCAGCGGGAGCAGCAGCUUUCCAAUGGCGGGGUGCCUCAAAACAUGGUGGAGUUGGGCGCGUUCGGCCUCUCGGAAGAGCUGAGCCAGCUGCGGCGCGACAGAGGCGUGCUGAUGCGCGAGCUCCUGCGGUCCCGGCAGCAGGCAGUGGUCAGCGCAGAGAAGAUGGCGCUUUUAGAGGCCAACAUGGCGGCGCAGGAGCAGCGGCAGCAACACAUGACGGCGUUUCUCGCUCACGCGCUCAACAACCCGACUUUCCUCACAGGGAUCUCGCAGCUUCAGGGGCAAAUGCUGCUGCGGGCGAGCAGGGAGGGCAGCAGCAGUGGGAGCGGGAGCGCGGGUAUUGGAGGACCUGGGGGGAAUGGGGUUGGGGUGAACAAGGGGAGUCCCAAGAGGAGUGGUAUCAGUGCGAGUGGGAGCAGUAGCAAUGGAGGGGGGAGGAGUGGGAGCAGGAGUGGCAGGGAUGUGAGUGUGAGCGGGAGUGAUAGUAGAGGGGGGUAUGGCACCGGUGGUGGUGGUGGGAAGGGGAGUCCUGAGGGGUUGAUAGCGGUUACUGCUGGGUUCCGUGCGGCUGGUAUCGGCACUAAUGGUCGUGCUGGUGCUGCUGUCGGUGCUUCUGAUAUCGCUGCUACGGCUGCCGCUGCUGCUGCCACUGCUGCUGCCACUGCUGCUGCCACUGCUGCUGCCACUGCUGCUGCGACUGCUGCUGCAGCUGCUAGCGCCAAGGCUCCGGCGGGAGUGACGGGGAUGGAUGUGGAUGGGGCCACGGAUGGGGGCUUGGAUGGGGGCACGGAUGGGGCCACGGAUGGAGUUAUGGAGGGAGGGAGGGAUGGGCGGAUGGGGGGAGGGAACACGCAUAAACGGGGCUUUGACAGCCGAAGCAUGGGCUUCAUCUUAAACGGUAUGGGAGCCGGCAUGGGCAUGGGAGCGGGCAUGGGCAUGGGCAUGGGUGACGGGGAGGGCGGAAUGGGAGGAAUGGGAGGAAGGGGAGGAGUGGGAGUAAGUGCGAGUGCGGGAGUGAAUCUGUUUCCCCCCCACGGCAGCAAGGCCGCAGGGGGGGGUGUAUACUUCGUGACUGGGCCGGGCAACAUGGGCAUGCACUCGCAGAUUUUUUUCAAGCGCCACAAGAACAGCAGCGGGAGCAGCGGCGGGGGGAGCGGCGGCGGGAGCACCGGGGGGCCCAGUGGCAGCAGCAGCAUGGGAGUUGGGAGCGGGAGUGGAACGAGGAGGGGGGGUGCUGGCACUGCGGCUGCUGCUGGUGUAGGUGCUGCUGGUGUAGGUGCAACUGGUGAAGGUGCAGCUGGCCUAGGUGGGGGGAAUGUCACUUCCCCUGGGUUUGACCAUGUUGGUUCGCCGCCUUCCAAGAGCUUUCUCCCUGGCCUUGCAGGAGCGGACAUGCAUCACCUAUUUUAUCCCCCUGCUGCUGCUGCUGGUAGUAAGGCCGCUGCUGCUGCUGCUGCUGCUGGUAGUAAAGCCGCUGCUGCUGGCAGUAAAGCCGCCGCUGCUGCUGCCGCUGGUAGUAAAGCCGCCGCUGCUGCUGCCGCUGGUAGUAAGGCUGAUGAUGCUGCUGCCUCGGCUGCUGCUGCAUCUACUGCUGCAGCAUCUGCCUCUGCUGCUGCUGCUGAUAAAGCCGCUGCCAACAACAACAGCAUGAGCACCCAGCAGCAGCAGCGCGAGCCCGCGGACGGUCUCGAGACCGCUUAUAACGAGUACGGUUUCAGCGAGCUGUUAGCCAACCCGUUCGACCGCUCGCCACCCCCAGGAUUCACUAUGGAGCGAUUCGAUGUAAUGGGGGGGCAGUUUGUCUCAUACCUCACUCCCGUGGGCGCUGCUGCUGCCAGCGCUGCUGUGGCAGCUGCUACUGCAGGGGCGGAUGGAGCAGAGUCUGCGUAUGAGAGGGUGUUUGGCGAUGGGGUCGGUGCGGGUCUUGAGGCGCCGCAAGGGAUGGACGGGCUGGGGUUGUUGCAAGGGCGCAUGGGAGCGCAGUAUCUGAGAUUGAUGAUGGGGGGUGAGCGGGUUAAAGAGGGAGGGAGCAUGCGCGCCCCUGUAAACGCCACUGAAAGACUGGGGCCAGCUGCUGCUGCUGCUGCUGCUGCUUGGGAAAAGGGGCUAUUUUACGGCAAAAACAUGGGGGAAUUUUCUCCUGAUAUACUCACAAGGGGGGCAGCAGCAGCGGCGGCAGCGGCAGCUGCGAGACGAGAGCAGUUGCAGCAGCUGCAGCAGCAGCAGCAAGAGGAGGAGGAGCAGCAGCUGCAGCAGCUGCUGUUGCUGCAGAAGCAGGAGGAACAGCUGCUGCUACUGGAACAGCAGAGGCUAGGGCUCGUGCCUGUUUUGGCCCCUGAGUCUGGCCCCGCGUCUGCGUCUGCGUCUGCGUCUGCGUCUGCGUCUGCGUCUGCUUCUUUAUCUUCGGCUGCUCUCCUUGCCUCUGCUCGUCUCCCUAUCUCAGCCCCAGCCCUUGCCUCGGCUGGUCUUCCUACCCUUCCAACUGCUCUUCCCUCUGUCCUCACGCAACCAGCAAUGGACGUUGCGCUGAAAGAAAGGGUUUUUGAGGUGCAUCAAAAAUCGCAAGCAGCGAUGGAUGUUGCGCUGAAAGAGCGGCUGCUGGGUGCGGGCAACGGGGGAGGGUGGGGAGGUGCGACUGCAGCAGCAACAACUGCGGCAGCAACAGCAACAACUGCGGCAACAGCAGCAAGAACGGCAACAGCGGCAGCAACAGCGGCAGCAGCAAGAGCACCAUUGGCUGACGAGCUGAGAGCAGGGGAGAUGAGAGCACUGGCAGCAGCACAGAUCCGAGCAGCAGCAGCAGCAGCAGCCGUAGCAGCAACAGCAGCAGCGGCAUCAGCAGCAGGUGCUGCUGCUGCAGGCACUGCAACAAGAGCAGCUGUCGCUCCGUCUGUGGCUCCAGCAGUGGCGUCAGCUGCAGCAACAGCAGCCGCAUUGGCGCAGCCAAGUGCAGCAGAGCUAAGAGCAGCGGCUAUAGCAGCAGCUGCUGGUGGUGGUGCUGCUGGUGCUGGCUCAGCAGCAUCAGCUGCAGGUGCUGCUUCAGCAGCAGCAGUAGGGACAGGCAUAGGAACAUCAGGCGCUAUGGCACGAGGGGUGUUUGCAUCAAGUGCAGCAUUGGCUGCAGGUACCUCUGCAGCAGCAGCAGCAUUUGGAACAGGCAUGGGGACAACAGCAGGAAUGGGAGGAGGGAUAUUAGCAGGGACAGCAGCAGGAAUGGGAGGAGGGAUACUAGCAGGGACAGCAGCAGUGGGUCUGGCAGGGGGAGGUUUGGCAGGGGGAGGUUUAGCAGGUGGAGGUUUGGCAGGGACAGCAGCAUUCUUGGCACGAGGCUUAUCUGGUGAAGGCAGCUCCCUGGGCGUGGUACCUCCCUCCCUGCUUUCACCCAUACUGCCAAACGUGCUGUCGCCCCUGCUGUCGCCCCUCGGCCUGCCACCUAUAGUGCCACCUGUAGUGCCACCUAUAGUGUCACCUCUAGUGCCACCUAUAGUGUCACCUAUGACAACAGGAACCAUGUCUGCUGCUGCUCUCGCUGCUGCCCCUCUCGCUGCUGCUGCUCUGUCCUCUGCUGCACUCUCCGCUGCCUCUCUGUCCGCGCUUCAGGCGUCUCUAGCCAAGCCAGCUGCUGCUCCUGCCGCUGCUGCUGCCACAGCAGCAGCCCUUGCCUCGUCCGCUCUCCUCCGCCCACUGUCUCAAGGCGUGCCUAAAUCCCCUAUAGUGAGCACAGGAGGAGCGUUUACUGCAUCUGCUGCUGCAGCAGCCGCAGCUGCUGCCUUCGAGCACUCUCAAGCCUAUCCUAGACCGCCUAUAGUGAGCACAGGAGCAGCGUUUACUGCAACUGCUGCUGCUGCUGCUCUAGCGUCUGCCGGCGUUCCCACGUGCCAAAUCCCCCUGCCACUGCAACAGCCGCUGCCGCUGCCAAUCACACGCGCACCCACUACGGCUGCUGCUGCUGCGUCCCUCACUCCUCUCUCCAACUCCAUUUUUCUCUCAGGAUCUUUUCCUCUCUCCAACCCUUCUCCUCUCUCCCAUUCGGCUCCUCUCUCUCACUCACUUCCUCUCUCUACCUCGUUUCCUCCCUCCCGCUCCACUCCUCUCUUGAACCCUCAAUCUGCACCCAUCUCACUAUCCGCGUCAGCAGCAGCGCUGGCAGCAACGGCGGCAGCGGCGGCAGCAGCAGCAUCAGCAGGGGUGACAGCAGCUUCUGGGGGAAAGCCUAGCCUCGCUUCCUCACUAGCCGCUGCUCUCCCUGCCUCACCCCCCAUCGAUCCCAUCAGCAGUCCCAUCUGGCACAUUAAGCCCAUCGGGCCUAUAGGUCCCCCUACAGGUCUUAUCCGCCCUAUAGGCUAUUCCGCUCCUCCUACAGGCCACACCUCUCCUAUGGGCCAUAUCCGACCUUCUCCCACCUCCCUGGCUUGCAAUCCUUCACUCAUGACGUCAGCUGUUCUCCCCAUGACGUCAGCUUCUAUAGCCAUGGGGUCAGCUACUCUUCCCAUGACGUCAGCGUUUAUUGCCGCAUCUGCUCCUCCUGUGUCGACCACCCCCUUCACCUCCCCUCCGCCCUCCUUGCCUUUUUCUUCCUCUCUGCCCCACUCAUCCUUCUCCCACCUCUCCUCCUCCCACCUGUCCACCUCUCACGUCGCCUCCUCUCACCUCUCCUCCUCACACCUCUCCUUCUCACACCUCUCCUCCUCUCACCUCUCCACCUCCCCAUCCCUCUCCCCAGCGGAGCUCUUUGCUGCUGAGGCGGCUCAAUGUAUGCCCACCACCAUGCGUCCUCCCUCCAUACCCCACCUUCCAUCUACCCUCGGCCCUCCCGUCCUCCUCCCUCCCGCCAUCACCACUCGUUCUCGCCCGCCCCUCACUCCUUGCACGUCGGCUGGCGCCUCCCGUACUCCCUCUCUCGCUCCCUUCGUCCCGCCCACCCUUGCUCCUCCACCUAUUCUCCCCCCUGGUGCUCCUAACCUGUUUACCUUCGCUCCUCCUCCCAUCAUUUCUGCCUUAGCUGCUUCUACCCUUGCUGCUUCCACCCUUGCUGCGGCUCCGCCCUCUUUGGCAGCACUCCCCACUGCUACAGCUGCCACAGCUGCUACGGCUGCCACUGCUGCCACUAUAGCUAGUGACAGUGUUGUUGAUGCUGCUACAGCCGGCACUGAUGCAGACACUGCUGCUACAGCUGCUGCGAUGAGUACCUGCUUUAGCUCUGCUACAGCUACUACAGAUGCUACAGCUGCUACAGGUGCUACAGGCGAGAGUCUGAGGGAGGUUCGGAGUGCAUCGCUGCUGUUCAGGGGCGAGGGGGAGGGGGACGAUGAGGCAUUCUGGCAGCAGCUGCUGAGGGAGGAAGACGGGUAGCGACAGGGCAUGAUCCUGCUGGUACCUUGGGCACUGCUGCUACAGCCUCUACAGCUGCGAGUGUGGUGCAGCAGGGUGCGUCAUUGCUGUUCAGGGGCGAGGGGGAGGGUGACGAUGAGGCAUUCUGGCAGCAGCUGCUGAGUGAGGACAGCUGGCGGCAGGGAACGAGCCUGCUGCGACAGAGGUUGUUUGAUGAGGCGUUCUGGCAGCAGCUUUUGGGAGAGGAGGGGUAGCUACAGGGCAUGAUCCUAAUGGGUCAACCAUGUUCCUGCCAUUUUUUCAACCGCAGCUGCUGCUGCAGUAGCCAUACGUAACAUCUCUUGUUGUGCUGCUUGUGAAUCUUGCUGUUAGUCGUCUUUUAGGCGUGUCUUCAAUUGAGAUGUCAUGCUUUUCUUUUCUGCGCAUAGGAGUUCCCUUGCCUUUGCAGGGACAAGGUGUCAAACAUAUUUGUAUAUGUCUUAUAGGCUAGAUAGGUGUGUACUCUUAGAGGGUACAACCCCUUAGACAAAACCAACCUGUUUGCAUCAUUCUAGUCAUUCAUUCUCAC
This is a messenger RNA of Closterium sp. NIES-67, 8519 nucleotides long. NCBI's taxonomy places the organism in Eukaryota, Viridiplantae, Streptophyta, Zygnematophyceae, Desmidiales, Closteriaceae. The record is from the annotation of a GenBank genome assembly.